CCCCCGCCCUCCUCGACCUUCGACUUACACGUGUUCGCCCUCUGCCCUUCGCUCCUUGCUGCUCUCUGCUCCUUAAGCCCUUUGUCCCGCCCGCCUGCGUCCGUCUCUUCAUGCGCCAACCUGCCGUCGCCGUCGCCUCUGCUUGACCCGUAUCACCACCACAUUCCCCGGCCCGCGCUUGCCCAGCAUGCUGCACCGCCCCAAGGGCAAAGAGACGCCCAGCUCCAUUCCGGGACCUACCUACAUGUCCAACGAGCAAGUGGGCAAUUACCUUCGCGACCUUCGAAACAACCGCCAAGCACGCCCAACCGGUGCGCGCCCUUUGCCGACGUCUUCUAUUUCUACCUGGCGCUCCAAGGCAAAUGCCUCUCCUUCGCCUGCCUCGCCCACCCUGUCUUCGCCAACUGCGCCGGCCUCCACUUCAGAACCGCCAAGGUCCCAAAGCGCUCUGUCACACCGCGAUCUUUCCUCGAACUCCGGGCAAAAGAGCUUAGCUGCUAGGGCCUCGGUAUUCGGCCGUCCACUCGUACGCGACCCGAUCGCUAGAGCCCACUCGCGGAGCUCCACCCGGGCUGAGCAACCGGAGAGAUCGUCCUCGAGAUUCUCCCAUAGGACUUCGAACUCGGUCAACGAGAACAAACUAGCGUACAGAGAAAGCGGACAACGGUGGAUGGAACGCCAGGAAGCACAUUCUUUACGCCGCGCGUUGGAAGAUAUGGACGUACAAGAAGAACAGAAGCUCUACACGGACGCCCGUGACGAAGCGGCAGAGCUGGUCUGGAAGCACCAGAAUCCUUCUGCUGCGUUCAAGAACCCAGAUGCGCCCUACGAGUACACGGCGCACCUCAGGAAAAACAGCCAUGCGCGCGCUCAGAGCAUUGAUUCACAGCCAGAAAGCGGGCGCAAUAGCUCGGUUGGAAGCCGCGGUUCUAGCAUUUCUUCGACGAAAGUGACGGAAUCUGCGAUUGCUGCAUCGCCAGAGGCGAGGAAGAAGACUUUUUCUGCAGCUGAGACGGAAAGACCCAAGUUGGUGACCAAAAACUCCUCGGGUAGCACGAAGAGUCACGUUACAUUCGAUAUACCUCCUCCCCCGGAAAAGCGUCGCAGCAGUAGCAGCAGUUCAAAGAGGAGGCCGAGCGGAAGUCUUUCUGAGAACCCCAAGGAUAAAAUUCACGAGGAACCCGAAGAACCUACCCCUGUUGAAGCUACCCCUGCUGAAGCUACCCCUGCUGAAGCUGGCCCUUCCGAGACCAUAGAGAAGAAGCCGGGCCCCCAAACCAAGAUUCCGAUCCAUAGCCGCAGGAACCCUUUCUCAAGGAUACAGUUCUCCAGGGACAACCUUAGCCGUUCAAAUACAGAUCCUUUGGACGCAAAGAAGAAAUUCGACAGGUUCGAAAUCCACCGCAAUCCGCCGACUCAGUCGCGUAAUCCUGCCUACACUUCCUCCAACUAUGAUAAUCUCGAACCAUCGCAGAAGCCCCUGGGAUCACCGUUGAAGUCCCCCGGAUCACCGUUGAAAUCCCCCGGAUCACCGCUGAAGUCCCCAGCGUCGCCACCGAAGUCUGAAAGCGAGUCUGAAGAUGUCAAGAUGAAAGAAGGCAAAGAGAUUAGAGGUGAUGAUAUUCGUGCCGCUACCAGCAUGAAGCUCAAAGAUCGUAGCCCUAAGCUCCCCACACCCACCAUGGUCAGCGACAGCCGUUCUCGCCCGAUUGUGAGCUUCCAGCAAGGUUACAAGCCCAAGGAAAUUGAACUCAAGGAAGAGGUGUCGAGAGCCCCGCUUCCCUCUAUCAACCUGCCGGAUGAGGAUCCCAAACCUAAGAGCUACCCCCCAAAGCCCGACAACGGCCCUCGUCCGCUCCCAGAGAUCAAUGUCCCAGAUAAGCCGCUCAGGGGCGGGCCUAUUCCACCAAUUCCUACUAUCAAUGCUCCCGACUCCCCCUCGGUGCCGUCCAUUAAUGUACAGUCCAAUCCUGAACCGCCCUCCAUCAAUGUUACGCCUUCCUGUGGUGCUUCCAGCAGGCCACUUCCCACCAUCAACGCUCCCUCAUCCUCUUCGACCAGGCCUCUCCCCACUAUCAACGCUCCCUCGUCUUCGGCCAGGCCUCUCCCCAAUCCCAACCCCAACCCGAAGGCAGCAACGAGGCCGCAGCCGGGCCGGCCAAACCCCCGCCACACCGUGACCACACCCAACAUCCACGACGGCUCACACUGGACGCCUGCCAACGUGCGCAGCUCUGCGCUUUGCGCACACUGCGCGCUUCCGAUCUCGGGCCGUAUUGUGAGCGCUGCGGGAUCGCGUUUCCACCCCGAGUGCUUCACGUGCCACAACUGCGGCGAGGGCCUAGAAUGCGUGGCCUUCUACCCAGAGCCGGAUGCCAGGCGGGCGGAGCGAUUGGCGCGCAUCGAGAAGCGCCAACGCGGUGAGGAUAUCGAGGUGCCGGAGGAGUACGUGGGCCGGGAGCACGAGCUCGACGCCGACGACGGCAAUGACAGCCCGCGGUUCUACUGCCAUCUCGAUUUCCACGAGUUCUUCAGCCCGCGCUGCAAGAGUUGCAAGACACCAAUCGAAGGCGAAGUGAUUGUGGCAUGUGGUGCGGAGUGGCAUGUUGGUCACUUCUUUUGCGCUGAGUGCGGCGAUCCCUUCGACUCGUCGACCCCCUUCGUCGAAAAGGACGGUUACGCGUGGUGUGUCAACUGCCACACCAACCGGUACAGCACGAAGUGCAAGAAGUGCCGCAAGCCCGUCACCGAGACGGUUCUUAAGGCUCUUGGUCAGGAGUGGCAUCCCAACUGCUUCGUAUGCAUGGAAUGCUCUGGCCCCUUCGAGGACGGUCGCUACUUCCUCCGUGGCCCGACCAAGGACCCCGUGUGCGUCAAAUGCGAAGAGAUGCGCUUGAAGGCUUAAGCACGAGCUAUGACCAGUCUUCAUCUCGAGCUCAAACGAGCGCAUCACAUCGCGUCUUUACGCAUUGCAUCGCAUCGAGCGGCGGUUGGCCUGACCGCACACAUGCGCGCUUGAGCGCGCGUGUUGCCCUAUUUCCCAUCUUCUUCACCUGCAGCUCUUAAUCCCAUUUUGCUCCAUUGCUUUUGGUGCAUCUCUUUCCUCUCUCUUAUUAAAAAAAAUGCUUUUCAGCUUAGCGGGGUGUUGGUGGUAACCAGGCCAGUGUCAUGUCGUUUUUUGGAUUUUUGGAUUCUUGGAUUUUUGGUACUGUAGCAUCAUCGUCGUCGUCUUCAGCAUCAUCAGUAGAACUAGGAAAAUGCAUCUCUUGAGCUUUGGGGCACCAUAUAUUUUCCGUUUCGAGG
Messenger RNA from Aplosporella prunicola CBS 121167, 3303 nucleotides. RefSeq lists its product as uncharacterized. Gene Ontology annotation, cellular component: Z disc; nucleus. The record is from RefSeq and is a predicted model, not a curated record. NCBI's taxonomy places the organism in Eukaryota, Fungi, Ascomycota, Dothideomycetes, Botryosphaeriales, Aplosporellaceae. Gene Ontology annotation, molecular function: transcription coregulator activity. The coding region runs from base 188 to 2905 and encodes 905 amino acids. The transcript has 4 exons.